Molecule: messenger RNA, 2448 nt
Organism: Lagopus leucura (white-tailed ptarmigan)
Lineage: Eukaryota; Metazoa; Chordata; Aves; Galliformes; Phasianidae
Gene: LPAR1
Product: lysophosphatidic acid receptor 1
Exons: 2
Coding region: 7-1047 (346 amino acids)
Biological process (GO): neurogenesis; phospholipase C-activating G protein-coupled receptor signaling pathway
Cellular component (GO): membrane
Molecular function (GO): lysophosphatidic acid receptor activity
Source: RefSeq, a predicted model, not a curated record
ACAGCCAUGAGUGAACCACAGUGCUACUACAAUGAAACCAUUGCCUUCUUUUAUAACCGGAGUGGAAAAUAUCUAGCCACUGAAUGGAACACUGUCAGCAAGCUCGUAAUGGGCUUGGGGAUUACCGUCUGCAUCUUCAUCAUGCUAGCCAACCUCUUGGUUAUGGUGGCUAUUUAUGUCAACCGCCGAUUCCACUUUCCUAUUUAUUACUUAAUGGCCAACUUAGCCGCCGCAGACUUUUUUGCAGGGCUGGCCUACUUUUACUUAAUGUUCAACACGGGACCUAAUACUAGAAGACUGACUGUAAGCACCUGGCUUCUCCGUCAGGGUCUCAUUGACACUAGCCUGACAGCCUCUGUGGCCAAUCUGCUGGCCAUCGCCAUCGAGCGGCACAUUACAGUCUUUCGCAUGCAGCUACAUACUCGGAUGAGCAACCGGCGAGUGGUGGUGGUAAUUGUUGUUAUCUGGACUAUGGCCAUCGUAAUGGGUGCCAUACCAAGUGUCGGAUGGAACUGUAUUUGUGAUAUCACUCACUGCUCCAACAUGGCACCGCUCUAUAGUGACUCCUACCUGGUCUUCUGGGCUAUUUUCAACCUGGUCACUUUUGUGGUCAUGGUGGUCUUAUACGCUCAUAUCUUUGGGUAUGUCCGCCAAAGGACUAUGAGAAUGUCCAGACACAGUUCUGGACCUCGCAGGAAUCGGGACACCAUGAUGAGCCUCCUGAAGACUGUGGUCAUUGUGCUUGGUGCUUUCAUAAUCUGCUGGACCCCAGGACUAGUCUUGCUUCUCCUUGAUGUGUGCUGCCCACAGUGCAACGUCUUGGCCUAUGAGAAGUUCUUCCUUCUCCUGGCAGAGUUCAACUCCGCCAUGAACCCCAUCAUCUACUCCUACCGGGACAAGGAGAUGAGCGCGACCUUCAAGCAGAUCCUCUGCUGCCAGCGCAGCGAGAGCGCCAACGGCCCCACCGAAGGCUCUGACCGCUCGGCCUCCUCGCUCAACCACACCAUCCUGGCCGGCGUCCACAGCAACGACCACUCGGUGGUGUAAAGGCCCCGCCGGCCGCCCCACCGACGGAGCUGCCGCAGGGAGGUAACCCACUCACAAGAUUUUCUCAAACACUAAUGGACCUCAAGCGCUUCUUUUCCAGAGAGCCCAGUGCGGCGCUGUGCCGGCAUCGCUGUUCGGCGAGGCCUCUGCCUUCUGCUUGCAGAAGGUGGAAAAGCAGAGACCUUGCAGCAGAGCUGGCCCCUGGGGAGCCUCGCUGAGACUUCGUCGGCCCUUGCAGCGCCUUGGUGCCAAUCUGAAUAAACUGAUUAAUUAAGCUUAUACCUGCUUCACUGCAUUUACAUGUAGCCACUUAGUCUUUUUAAAAAGGGAGUAAAGGGGAUAAAAGUAUGCCUUUCAUUUAAUAGACAUGUAAUAUUUAUCACCAUCAGCAUGCUUUUGAUGAACAUUUUCUGUGCAGGGAGUAAAACUGUGCUGUAGUCUUCGUAUCCUUAGCCACACUGCCAUAACUACAGUAAGAGCAAAAGUAUUUUUUCUAAUACAGGCAACGGGAAGAUGAUGGGAACUGACUCUCCUUACCUUCGUUACUGGUGUUAGAAAGCAUGCAUGUUCUGUGUGUAUGCGCAUUGUUCUAAUUAUGGGGGAAACAAGCGUUGUAAAGUCUGCAGGAAAGUAGAAAAGCGUAGACUGUAUUCCAGUGUUUGUUUAGAUUAUGAAAUAAACAGUACUCUAGUCACAAGGUAUUUAAUGUUCUUCUUUGAAGUGUGGUAUGAAAUGUGUAACGUGUGAGGGGUCCCAAGUUUUUCAGGGUCAAGUUCUUAUAGGCAGGACACAUCUCUAGGACUACAGUCAUGUUGGUAAGCCUGAAAAAAAAAUGGAUUUUUUUUUGCUGAUUGAAUGCUUUUCUUGCUUAUGAUGAAAGGGAGUGAGAUUUUUGACACGAGAAAAAGCACACUGUUUAAGAAGAUACUUGUAAUGAGAAACGAAACAACUUCUGUGUCUUGCACUGAGAAAUGUUUAUGGGGUAUCUUUUAGUUUACUUACCUUGCAUUUUAAAAGCAGUGGGCUAUUAGAAACCAAGGUACAGUUAUACUUUGUAAAGUCAAAACCAAAUAUUUAGUAGCCUAUUGCAAAUGACUGAACUUUUCUAUCUAUAAUAGCCACACUUGCACAUUGUUAUGAAAAGCUGAGCUAACAGAUGUAUUUUUUUUGUAUGUGGAUGUUUCAAAGAGAAAUGCCACUAACAUGAAUGCCACUUCCCAAGAAUCAAAGAUGUUAGUCAAAAUUCCUUGACAGAAAUAAACUGAAGCAAAGAUGGGACUUUGCAGAUAAAGAACUUGGGACCCUUCCCUGAGAAAUUAUAUUCUUCUAACAAUGUAAAAUAUAUCAACGGUAAAUUCUUAGCACUGUUUUCCUUAUAGAAAUAUGCCUCUAUAGCCAAAA